AUACUGUGGUGUACUGUACUGUAGUGUAGUAUAUUGUCAGUGUGAGUGUGCGGCGGGCUUUAGGACCCAGCGCGCCGCUCUCGCCGGACUCUCUCCGCAGGCUGGAGUCUCUCGCUGUGGGGAGUGUGUAGUGGAGGAGAGGCGAGGACACGCUCGUGCUCAUCAAAACACUUUUACCUGUUUUCUGCGGGAUUAAAGUAGCAACCGAAGCAGCGAGCUCCUCCACAGCAAUGCGCCGGAGCCCUCAGUGAAACCCGUCUCGGCGACCCGUGUGAAGAGGCUUUACGCUGGCCGGAUCGAAGCACUCGGUGGAUCUGGAUAGACUGACGGCCUGCCGCCGGAGAGCAUGACGACGGACGUGGUGAUCGUGAAGGAGGGAUGGCUCCACAAGCGAGGAGAGUACAUAAAGACGUGGAGGCCGCGGUAUUUCUUGCUGAAGAGUGACGGUACGUUUAUCGGCUAUAAGGAGCGGCCGCAGGACGUGGAUCAGCUGGAGACGCCGUUAAACAACUUCUCCGUGGCACAGUGUCAGCUGAUGAAGACGGAGCGGCCCAAACCCAACACAUUCAUCAUACGCUGCCUGCAGUGGACCACUGUCAUUGAGCGCACCUUCCAUGUGGAGAGCCCUGAGGAGCGGGAGGAAUGGACCAAAGCCAUCCAGACUGUAGCCGACAGUCUGCAGAAACAAGAGGAGGAGAUGAUGGACGCGUCUCCCGAACACAUGGACAUGGAGAUGUUUCUGACCAAACCUCGGCUCAAAGUGACUAUGCACGACUUCGAAUACCUCAAACUGCUGGGAAAAGGCACUUUUGGGAAGGUGAUUCUGGUGAAGGAAAAAGCAACGGGAAAAUAUUACGCCAUGAAAAUCCUCAAGAAAGAAGUGAUUGUAGCCAAAGAUGAAGUGGCUCACACACUCACAGAGAACCGUGUGCUGCAGAACUCCAAACACCCCUUCCUCACGGGUCUGAAGUACUCUUUCCAAACCCACGACCGCUUGUGUUUCGUCAUGGAGUACGCAAACGGAGGAGAGCUCUUCUUCCACUUGUCGCGGGAUCGGGUUUUCUCGGAGGACCGCGCGCGUUUCUACGGAGCAGAGAUCGUGUCUGCGCUCGAUUACCUGCAUUCGGAGAGAAACGUGGUCUACAGGGACCUGAAGCUGGAAAAUCUGAUGCUGGAUAAAGACGGUCACAUAAAGAUCACUGAUUUCGGCUUGUGUAAGGAGGGAAUCACAGAUGGAGCCACGAUGAAGACCUUCUGUGGGACUCCAGAGUAUCUGGCUCCUGAGGUGCUGGAGGACAACGACUACGGCCGUGCAGUGGACUGGUGGGGUCUGGGAGUGGUGAUGUACGAGAUGAUGUGCGGCCGUCUGCCGUUCUAUAACCAGGAUCACGAGCGUCUGUUCGAGCUCAUCCUGAUGGAGGACAUCCGCUUCCCUCGAACGCUCACGCCCGAAGCCAAAUCCCUGCUGUCCGGCCUGCUCAAGAAAGACCCCCAACAACGGUUAGGAGGCGGCCCGGAUGAUGCGAAAGAAAUCAUGCAGCACAAAUUCUUCACUGGAAUUGUGUGGCAAGAUGUUUAUGAGAAGAAGCUGGUUCCUCCGUUCAAACCGCAGGUGACCUCGGAGACGGACACCAGAUAUUUCGAUGAAGAGUUCACAGGACAGACCAUCACCAUCACACCGCCGGGACAAGAUGACAGUAUGGAGUCGUUCGACAGCGAGAGGAGGCCGCACUUCCCACAGUUCUCCUACUCGGCCAGCGGAACGGCGUAAAAUAUCAGCACAACUGCUCUGAGAUCAGACACUCACCAGCACUGCACCGAUUUACCACGUUUACCACGUCUGGAUCUGUGAUGUUCGUCCGUUCCACGUUGAUUUCAUGAUGUUUUCUGAGGAUAUGAGAGGGAACACUAACAUUUCCACUCAAACUGCCAAAUUAAUACAGAACUGAUUGUGUAGCACUUCUUUAAUCUGGGAACUAAUGCCAAAUAUUACUGCAUUUACAUUCAAAAACGCCAAUUUUAUGAACUGACCAAUUGAAACGUACAAAACGUACAGCAGAAUAGCAGCUCUUAUAUGAAUAUCUAGAAUGUAAUUCUGCUACAUUUGUAAUUUUACACGAU
This is a messenger RNA of Onychostoma macrolepis, 2121 nucleotides long. It is a transcript of the gene akt1, whose product is annotated as v-akt murine thymoma viral oncogene homolog 1. Bases 347 to 1771 code for a protein of 474 amino acids. NCBI's taxonomy places the organism in Eukaryota, Metazoa, Chordata, Actinopteri, Cypriniformes, Cyprinidae. Gene Ontology annotation, biological process: protein phosphorylation. Gene Ontology annotation, molecular function: protein serine/threonine kinase activity; ATP binding. The record is from RefSeq and is a predicted model, not a curated record. The transcript has 14 exons.